AUGGCAUCCUGUCUUCAUACCUUACUUCGUAGUGCUAAUCGCAUGGGAAUCCAAAUCGCUGAAGGAUAUAUUGGAAAGAUGUCCAUCAGUAUUUUACAAGGCCUGGACUAUCUGAAAGACAGUCUUAAUGUUAUUCAUCGUGACGUUAAACCGUCAAAUAUUUUAUUGGAUUGGAACGGUACGGUAAAAUUGUGCGAUUUUGGAAUUAGUGGGCAGUUGAUUGAAUCUCGUGCUCAUACUGUUCAGGCCGGAUGCCCUCCUUAUAUGGCUCCAGAACGUUUUGAUCCACAAGCGAGUUUUGCUGGUUUCAUAUACAAUGCGGAUUACGAUAUCCGAAGCGAUGUGUGGUCGGUAGGAAUUUCUUUAGUAGAGUUGGCUACAGGGAAAUAUCCGUAUUCACAUAUCGAGUCUGAAUUUGCAAUACUUGCCGCUAUUGUGCGGGAUCCCUCUCCUACUCUUCCUCUUAACAUGAAUUUCUCUCCACAAUUUCGAGACUUCAUCUCGCAGUGUCUUCAGAAAAACUUCGAACUUCGACCUAAGUAUAAGGCUCUCCUGAAUCAUGCCUUCAUUCGCAAUAGCAAGCACGAUCAAAACCAUGACCUUGCUGUGCUUGUACAGGAAGUGUUGCGAGCGUAG
Messenger RNA from Angiostrongylus costaricensis, 636 nucleotides. The record is from the annotation of a GenBank genome assembly. NCBI's taxonomy places the organism in Eukaryota, Metazoa, Nematoda, Chromadorea, Rhabditida, Metastrongylidae.